UAGAAGCUAUCAAUGAUGUCCAGUCUUUGCAUUGUUUCUGACAGGUUGAGCAUGGAAGGACUGGAAACUGCCAAGGAGUCUAGCUCCGAGAGUUCAGACGACGACAGUGAAGAAGCACCUGGUACUUCGGGAAUGAGCUUCUCUACUCCAAAAUGCAGCAGAGAUCAUAUUGAAGUGGCAGCUGAGUAUCCCAACAGGGCUCAAAGGGCAAGAGAACUGACACCAGACUCUGAGUCGUCAGAAAAACAACAGGACCCUGUGACUGACCUUAGAAAGUGUAUUUCAGAGGACACGUGUGCUGAACUAGGACAGACAUCUGUUGAGGAACACAGGCAAGAAGAGAUGGUUAGAGGAACAGAGGCGACCUGGGAGAAAAAGAAGGCAGAGCAUCAGGAACCCGCAGAAGAGGUAGCAGCUGGGACUGUACUGAAUAAGGAUAAAGAGACAAAAGAAAUGAUUGAUGGAGAAGGAACUGCCACAGUAGCUCCUGGAGAAGAUAGGGGGUCCAUCCCUGUUGCAAAAGUAGAGGACACUGCAUCAGGAAACAGAGGCCUUACUGAGGACGGUCUGGAUCUGCUGGCGUUCAGCUCUGCAGCUGACCUGGAGCUGCUGGGCUUGGAGAAGCUGAAGUGUGCGCUGCAGGCCCUGGGCCUGAAGUGUGGAGGCACGCUGCAGGAGCGCGCAGCCAGGCUCUUUUCCGUCAGGGGACUGGCCAGGGAGCAGAUGAAGCCGGUGCUAUUUGCCAAGCCUGUAAAAGGGAAGAAGAAAUGAAUUCUGUAUAGAUUCUUACUUGUAACCUGUCUCAUAUGGACUCAUGACCAGUAUUACCAUUAAUAUUAAAGUCUCAUAUUUAAUAACCCAA
Cavia porcellus (domestic guinea pig) is the source of this 862-nucleotide messenger RNA. RefSeq names its product splicing regulator SDE2-like. The transcript has 2 exons. Gene Ontology annotation, cellular component: nucleus. The record is from RefSeq and is a predicted model, not a curated record. Bases 13 to 771 code for a protein of 252 amino acids. Lineage: Eukaryota; Metazoa; Chordata; Mammalia; Rodentia; Caviidae.